Darwinula stevensoni is the source of this 492-nucleotide messenger RNA. The record is from the annotation of a GenBank genome assembly. NCBI's taxonomy places the organism in Eukaryota, Metazoa, Arthropoda, Ostracoda, Podocopida, Darwinulidae.
CGUCCGAAAGUAGAAGAAGAUUCUAAGUAUCUUUUUAUGACCUUCAAAUCACUUAAUUGGAAUGAAGAAAACAGAUGCCUUGAUGAAGAACAAUUAUCAUUUAUACUGCUAGAUAAAACGGUUUUAUCCUUUCAAGAAAUUCCUGGUGAUCAGUUUGAUCAAAUUAGGACUCGACUCAAUACUGAUGGCUCUAUCAUAAGGACAAAAGAAGUAGAUUAUCUUUUCUAUAGACUUUUGGAUGUAACAGUAGAUAAUUACUUCGAAAUAUUAGAAAAACUAGGUGACUAUCUCGAAGAAAUAGAAGAUGGCAUCAUGCAUCAUCCGACAGCUCAAGAUCUUGAAAAAAUCCAAGAGAAUAAAAAGGACAUUAUGCAAUUGCGUAAACACAUCUAUCCGCUUCUUGGUGUGUAUGGGAUGAAUUUUGAUAACAUGCCUGAACUAAGAUGGCAUUAUGGUUACUUUUAUAUUUGGGGCUUUAUGAUUGUAGUCACU